AACUCAUAACCAAUUAGACAUAAACCAAUGGCUGCGUGGCAAGGAAACAUGCUUACCUCCCACGUCGCAGCAGAUAGUGUUUCACCGGAUUCACUCUCUUUUAGCGGCCUUGUUUCUAUCCAAGGGCAAUCAAUGCUCCCUUCUCCUAACCAUGCCAAAUACUACCAGGAAAGCAAGCAAAACCCAGAAUUUGAAUUUAGCAGCACUAAACCAGACUUAAAUUCCACAGUCGACGCAAUCAAGAUUAUACCUGCUGAUCUUCUUAUUUCCAAUGGUCAACUUCAACCACAAGCAUUUUCAAGUCAGUCUUUGAUCAGAAAUCAAUCUAGUUCUUUAGGCUCAUUACUAGCAACUCAUAGCAGUAGUAAGAUGUCAAGUGGGAAAACAGGCAGCGUAAUGAAACAUCAGGAACAACAUAGCAAAGCAAGCAGACAUAAAACCAACGAAAGCACCACAAGGAGAAGAUUUGGCCAAAAAAUGAAAUGCUUUCUUUCACCAUGCCGAGACUCGCAAGCCAUUAAGCCAACUGUUGCUAAAGCACAAACCAUUCCAGAAAUUUGAUGAUACAAGGUUUAUUCCCUGUGGAAUUCUUUCUUCAAAGAACAGAGAAUGGCAUCAAGUAUUUGGCCUUACAUAGCUAUGUAGUUUCUCAGAAGAAUAAAUGUGACACUAUAUGAUCUAACAUCAGUUACUGCAGUAAUGUCAUCACAAUAAUUAACAUUAAACUACUGAUAUUUUCU
Molecule: messenger RNA, 740 nt
Organism: Arachis stenosperma
Lineage: Eukaryota; Viridiplantae; Streptophyta; Magnoliopsida; Fabales; Fabaceae
Exons: 1
Coding region: 28-561 (177 amino acids)
Source: RefSeq, a predicted model, not a curated record